Hippocampus comes (tiger tail seahorse) is the source of this 1873-nucleotide messenger RNA. RefSeq names its product LIM homeobox 3 (gene lhx3). Lineage: Eukaryota; Metazoa; Chordata; Actinopteri; Syngnathiformes; Syngnathidae. Gene Ontology annotation, cellular component: nucleus. Gene Ontology annotation, biological process: regulation of transcription by RNA polymerase II; neuron differentiation. Gene Ontology annotation, molecular function: DNA-binding transcription factor activity, RNA polymerase II-specific; RNA polymerase II transcription regulatory region sequence-specific DNA binding; zinc ion binding. Bases 252 to 1523 code for a protein of 423 amino acids. The record is from RefSeq and is a predicted model, not a curated record. The transcript is spliced from 5 exons.
CAGCUGACCGCACACGAGUACCGCCCUCCUCCUCCUCCUUCCUCCGAAGCAUCAUCUACUGCUACACGGAAGCAACACAUGCACAUUUGCUGACUUCUCCCUCUUCUGGGUGACAACACACGGGAGACACCUGCACUUUUGUUUUGUUUUGUUUUUUCCUUUUUUUUAUGUAUGUGUGUUUGUGUUAAACAAACCAAGUGCAUCGCAUUUUUUGGGUGGGGAGGAGGAGGAUAUAGCAACAGAAGUGCAAAAUGUUGCUCGAACACCCGGGAUCAAGUUGUCAGAAUAACGCCAAUUUUCCCCGCUACAGCGCAGGCCAAGACAUCCCAGUGUGUGCAGGCUGCAACCAGCACAUCGUGGACCGCUUCAUCCUCAAAGUGCUGGAGCGCCACUGGCACAGCAAGUGCCUGAAAUGCGCAGACUGCCACACUCAGCUGGCUGACAAGUGCUUCAGCCGGGGAGACAGCGUCUACUGCAAGGAUGACUUCUUCAAGAGAUUUGGCACCAAAUGCGCGGCGUGUCAGCAGGGCAUCCCGCCCACGCAGGUGGUGAGGCGGGCCCAGGACUUCGUUUACCACCUGCACUGCUUCGCCUGCAUCGUGUGCAAGCGGCAGCUGGCCACGGGAGACGAGUACUACCUGAUGGAGGACAGCCGGCUGGUGUGCAAGGCUGACUACGAGACCGCCAAACAGAGAGAAGCCGACUCAACUGCAAAAAGGCCCCGAACGACCAUUACGGCCAAGCAGCUGGAGACCCUGAAAAACGCCUACAAUAAUUCUCCCAAGCCGGCCCGCCACGUGCGUGAGCAACUCUCCUCCGAGACGGGCCUGGACAUGAGGGUCGUGCAGGUUUGGUUCCAGAACCGGCGGGCCAAAGAGAAGAGGCUAAAAAAAGACGCUGGGCGCCAGAGGUGGGGUCAAUAUUUCAGGAACAUGAAGAGGUCGCGUGGUAGCUCCAAGUCAGACAAAGACAGCAUCCAAGAGGAAGGCAUGGACAGCGACGCCGAGGUGUCCUUCACAGGUACGACUCAAUUGCUCAGUUUCACUCCAGGGAAGACGUUGCAAGAACCAAACCACAUCUUGUCUUUUCGGGUACCUGAAACAGAUGAACCUCCCAUGUCUGAGCUCGGCCACAGCAACGGCAUGUACGGCAGCAACUCCCCAGCCAUGGGGGCCCGCCAAGGGGGCAACAACCACGCCUCCUUCCCUUUGGAGCACGCCGCCUUGCCCUCGCAAGAGCAAUUUCACGACAUGCGUUCCAACAGCCCCUACGGCCUAGCCCAGUCGCCGGGGUCCCACCCGGCGCUACCUCGGCACCAGCCGCUCAUCACCGGCCUUGUCUACCCUGAGUCGGGCCUAUCCAUCAUGACCCAAGGUGGGGGGAUAAACCCCGCCGUCAGGGUUUCCAUCGGUUCUGCCAACGGCCCAAGCUCGGACCUCUCCACCGGCAGCAGCGGCGGAUACCCGGAUUUCCCCGCAAGUCCCGCCUCCUGGUUGGACGAAGUCGACCACGGACAGUUCUGAUCGCUUGAUUCUAAGAAACGGGACUUACUUUGAUGAUCUUGGUUUUUUUUUUGUCUUCUGUUUGAACUAUGGACUCAAUAAAUAAGACUUGGUUUGUAUGGCAGACCGGUGGGAACUUGGGAACUUGGAAAUCAGCAGGAUCUCAUCAUCACUUUCGUUUGGAUGGAGGAGAAAAAUCCUUCGUAAAAAGCACUUGGCCUGAUAUUGUAUGUAGUGUUCAUUUCCAGGUAUCGAUGUCUUAGGGACAAUAUGAAGACUGAGAAUUAAGCAUCUCUUGACUCCUCCUACUGCUUUUAAGUUGUUGUUGUCUGCAGUGCGUUCAGGUGCAAAAGUCUGUAAACGUCUGGUUG